UCCAGCUGCAUCUAAAUGUCUGUGUCUAAAUUUAAUGUGGACUACAGUCUGGAGUCUAGAUUAUCCUGAAGUGUAUGUGAGCUGCUGACAUUAUGAAUGAGGAAAACGCAAGCAUGUGUUUGAACAGGUCGCUGACGGAGAUGGACCGCUUCAGCAACCUGGAGGACAUCGACGUUACAGCUGACGGGAGCCCGGUUCUGAGAUUCCUCAUCUGCCUCGUGUACUCGGUGGUCUGCGCUGCGGGUCUCGUGGGCAACCUCCUGGUCCUCUUCUUCAUCAGGGUGAAGAAAGAGAGGAAGAAGUCCAGAGUGAACUUGUUCGUCCUCAACUUGGCAGUGACGGAUCUGCAGUUUGUUCUCACCCUUCCCUUCUGGGCCGUGGACACCGCGCUGGACUUCAGCUGGCCGUUUGGAGACGCCAUGUGCAAAAUCAUCCUCUCCAUCACCGUGAUGAACAUGUAUGCAAGCGUGUUUUUCCUCACUGCCAUGAGUGUGACCCGCUACUGGUCACUCGCCUCUGCCCUGAAGAACAGAACCGCGCGGGAGUCAUGUUCAGCCAAAUGGAUCUGCGCAAUUAUUUGGACACUGGCGACUCUGGCCACUGCGCCGACGUCUAUCUUCUCAACUGUUAGCAACGUAACUGGGGAAAAACUGUGUUUGCUGAGGUUCCCAGGUGGACAGUAUUGGUUAGCAGUUUAUCACAUACAAAAAAUUCUUGUAGGUUUUGUUUUGCCAAUGUCCAUCGUGUCCAUCAGCUACAUCAUGCUGCUGCGUUUCAUCCGCAAUCGGAGUAUGAAAACGAGCAACCCCAAACGGAGAUCCCAAGUCACAAAAUCUGUCACCAUCGUCGUGUUGUCCUUCUUCCUGUGCUGGAUGCCAAACCAUGCCAUCACCUUUUGGAGUGUGCUGGUCAAGCUCAACUUUGCAAACUGGGACAGAGCGUAUUACAUCGUCCACACAUAUGUGUUCCCACUGACCGUCUGUCUGGCGCACACCAACAGCUGCCUGAAUCCGAUUAUUUACUGCCUCAUGAGGAAGGAGUUCAGGAACAAACUGAGAGGUCUGAUUCACAGAGGAUAGAGUUUUUGGAGCGGUGUGAAUGAUUGGACGCAGCGCGAAAUGUGUCGGCAAACAAUAACCAAGACGCACCGGGAGCGCACGACAUAGAACGCGCAUGGAGCGAGAGAGGAGACCGGUCAGAAAGCACAAUCAGGACUAACAAAGUCAUUUCGAGACUAUUUGCUAGAUUCUGUUCAUUGAGACUGUUCCUUUCAUCGGCGCUUCUUGUCUUCACAGGCUUGCGUAAUGUGUCUAAUUUCUACAGAGAAACCAUUGAAGCUGCUUCAGGGCUUUAUGCACAUAAGUUGCUCAUUUUGUGUAAGAAUACUACACGUAUGAUCACUGCGGCAAUGCUUGUUAAAUACCCAGUAGGAGUGAUGUACCUCUAGUAGUCCACAGUCAAAGUGACUGCGUGCGUAAUUGCGCAUGACAAUCACACGUCUUAGUGUGCUGGUGUUAUAAUUCAACAGGUGAAACGUGGCUGAGCGCUUUCUGCAUCCAUUAGGAAUGUCUUAGUGAAUAAUGUAACCGUGCGUGUUCAUAACACAAUCAUGGCUAUAAACAUCACCUCAUCACCUGCUGAGGCAAAGGGGCGAAAGACCUAAAUAGGUUAGCGUGCCCAAAACAGUAGGACAAAUAUAUGAAAUAUGAUUGUUGUAAAUACGCCAAAACAAAAACUGUAUGCACUGUGUGUGACAAUAAAAAUGUACUCACGCUUUCACACAGGUCAGUUUUGCUUGUAAACCAUAACUGAUGGUGAUGAAACAGAUUUGAUUAGAAGGUUUCAACGAGUUACAAGGGGCUGGUCUUGAUAAUAGUGAACACACUACAGAUGUGUUUGCGUCCUGCAGGUUUCACUGUUCAUUCAGAAGUUGACCACUGCAGCUGGCAGGCUCAGCCAUGCAAAGCGGGCGGAUGAAAUAGACUUCAUGAUGGAUUUUUAGCUCAACACCAAAAACUCUUCACAAUCACUCAUUAGAAAAAGAGCCGGUUGCACGCCCGAGCACGGCAUGAGCCUCACGUGCGCAAAGGCCUUACUGAAUAGGUUGGCGAGCUGCAGCGCACGUGCACACACAGCUGGGUGUCAUGUGUACACAUUCAUAUCAGAAACUAGGCUCUAUUUCUGUCUGGCAGGAUGGACGCUGGCUGCUGCUGCGGAUUGAAUUAAGUGGACGCGAAUGUAAAAUGUUGAACUGAACAGAAUGCGAGGUGAACGAUUCCUGUUUUAUUUACAUUAGUAUUUAAAGGAACCAUCAAACUGUUGUAUUCAGAUGUAUUGACGUGGAUUUUUAUGUAUGUAUUUGUUAGUUUAUUCUUAUUUAUUAGUCAAGUGUGUUGUAAAGAUUUUGUUGUCUGAUUGUAUGUUACACCGGUUGUGUCAGUGCCAAGUUGGAAUUAUGUGGAUCAGAUCCAUUAAAGAAAUCCAAUAAAAUGAAAUAAAAUACAAAACAGAACAAAAUAAGUCAUCACUUUUGAAAUGGUAAGACAAAGAGGUUUAAAUGUGUUUACUGAAAAAAGCCCAUAGUCUUAUUUUCCCAAAGAUGCCCCUUCCAAACUGAACAUGCCUUUGGGAACUGUAAAUAUCCAGUUUUUGUUCUGGACCUAUUAAGGACACUUGAACUGACACAGAAAAAAAAAGAGACUCUCCUGUGAAUAAAUGU
Messenger RNA from Seriola dumerili (greater amberjack), 2719 nucleotides. Its product is annotated as relaxin-3 receptor 1-like. The record is from RefSeq and is a predicted model, not a curated record. Bases 93 to 1079 code for a protein of 328 amino acids. NCBI's taxonomy places the organism in Eukaryota, Metazoa, Chordata, Actinopteri, Carangiformes, Carangidae. Gene Ontology annotation, cellular component: membrane. Gene Ontology annotation, biological process: immune response; G protein-coupled receptor signaling pathway. Gene Ontology annotation, molecular function: G protein-coupled receptor activity. The transcript has a single exon.